Molecule: messenger RNA, 3954 nt
Organism: Pogona vitticeps (central bearded dragon)
Lineage: Eukaryota; Metazoa; Chordata; Lepidosauria; Squamata; Agamidae
Gene: UHRF1
Product: ubiquitin like with PHD and ring finger domains 1
Biological process (GO): protein ubiquitination; negative regulation of gene expression via chromosomal CpG island methylation
Molecular function (GO): ubiquitin protein ligase activity; protein binding
Source: RefSeq, a predicted model, not a curated record
AGGAUUUUUGGCGCCAGUGGCGGACCGAGCAGAUCAUUCCUCUCUUUUACGCGGUUAUAAGUAUAUACAUAUUUAUAAUUAUAUAUAUUUUUUAUCUCCUGCUUUUCACCUGCAACCUCCGCCGAUUGACCAGGAGCAUCUGGAAUAAUUGGGGGAAAAAUCGGAUUGAUUUUACUGUUUUUCUUUUAACUGCCUGGAAAAAGGCGCGCUUUCUUCUCUUUCCUCCCCCCCAUCGUCAUCAUCUCCUUCUCAAGAGAUCAGAGACCAAAAAGAAGCCUCAAGCUGUGGUUCUUGUCCAUUAUCGCCCUCUACUUGAAUCAGUCCCUCAGACAGACUCCCGCCACCAUGUGGAUCCAGGUGCGCACCAUGGACGGGAAGGAGACGCGCCGUGUGGAUUCCCUUUCCAAGCUCACCAAGGUGGAAGAUCUCCGCCAGAGGAUCCACGAAACGUUUGGAGUGGAGCCCGACAGGCAGAGGCUGUUCUACCGGGGCAAACAGAUGGAGGACAGCCAUUCCCUUUUUGAUUACAACGUUGGCUUGAACGACAUUGUCCAGCUGCUGGUGAGGCCAAGCCCUGCCAGCCAGCCUCUGCCGAGCAAAGAAAAGGACUCCGAACUUUCGGACACAGAUUCUGGCUGCGGCUCGGCCCAGAGCGAAUCGGACAAGAGCUCCAACAAUGGGGAAGGGGCAGUGGAGCUGGAGGGGCAGGCCAGUGUCGCCGCUCAAGCCGACCUGGUCGAUCCGGGUUUUGGAUUCUACAAGAUCAACGAGCUGGUGGAUGCUCGUGACACGAGCAUGGGAGCUUGGUUCGAAGCGAUCGUCGUCAACGUGACACAGAAAGGGAAAUCGGCUGAGAAGGCAAGCGAGAGCGAUGAGGAGUCGGAUCUUCAAGAAGCCAUCCUGGAAGAGGACAUUGUUUACCACGUGAAAUACGAAGAUUACCCGGAGAAUGGCGUCAUCCAGCUGACCUCCAAAAACGUGCGUGCUCGUGCGAGGACCACGCUCAAGUGGGAGGAACUGGAAGUGGGAGAUGUUGUCAUGCUGAACUACAACCCCGACGAUCCGAAGGAGAGGGGCUUCUGGUAUGACGCGGAAAUCCUACAGAAGCGGGAGACCAGGACGUGCAAGGAGUUGUAUGCCAAGAUCGUUCUCGGUGACGGUGGAGACAUCUUGACCGACUGCCGGAUCUCUUUGGUGGAUGAGAUCUACAAGAUCGAGGAGCCCGGGUGCGCUGUGCCACUCACCUCUGAAAGCCCCAUGAAGAGGCCGAGCGGGCCGGUGUGCAGGCACUGCAAAGACAACCCGGACAAAACCUGCCGGAUGUGUGCCUGCCACCUCUGUGGUGGGAAGCAAGAUCCUGAGAAGCAACUGAUGUGUGACGAGUGCGACAUGGCUUUCCACAUCUACUGCCUCAGCCCCCCUCUCAGGGCGCUCCCGGACGAUGAGGACUGGUAUUGCCCCGAAUGUCGCAACGACGCGAGUGAGGUCGUUUUGGCUGGGGAGAAGCUGAAAGAGAGUAAAAAGAAGGCAAAGAUGGCAUCUGCCAACUCGUCCUCCCAGCGGGACUGGGGCAAGGGCAUGGCUUGUGUUGGCCGGACCAAGGAAUGUACCAUAGUCCCAUCAAACCAUUACGGGCCGAUCCCUGGGGUUCCCGUUGGAACCAUGUGGAAGUUUAGAGUCCAGGUGAGCGAAUCGGGCGUCCACAGGCCCCACGUGGCGGGGAUUCAUGGCCGAAGCAACGACGGCGCCUACUCUUUGGUCCUGGCAGGAGGCUACGAAGACGAUAUCGACCAUGGAAAUUCUUUCACUUACACGGGAAGCGGAGGCCGGGACCUUUCCGGGAACAAGCGGACAGCUGAGCAGUCUUGUGAUCAAAAACUUACAAACAUGAACAGGGCCCUGGCGCUGAACUGCAGCGCCCCGAUCAAUGAUAAAGAGGGUGCAGAAGCGAAGGACUGGAGAGCCGGCAAGCCUGUCCGGGUGGUGCGCAAUGUGAAGGGUGGAAGACACAGCAAAUACGCUCCCAAGGAUGGGAACCGCUACGAUGGCAUAUAUAAGGUUGUCAAAUAUUGGCCCGAAACGGGGAAAUCUGGUUACUUAGUGUGGCGCUACCUGCUGCGGAGGGACGACGAGGAGCCCGCCCCAUGGACCAGGGAAGGCAAGGAGAGGAUGAAGAAGCUGGGCCUGACCAUGCAGUAUCCUGAAGGGUACCUGGAAGCAGUGGCAAGCAAAGAUAAGGAAGAAAGCAAAAAUGUAGAGGAGGUGGAAACCCCAGGAAAAGGGAAGCGGAAGAGGAAAUCUGGAAAUCAGUCGGACUGUUCCAUUUCUCCUGCCAGCACCCCAAAGAAGGUGAAAGUGGAGGCGUACAAGCUCACCCCUCAGCAGAAGGGUCUUAUUAAAGAGGACGAAGCCAACACGAAGCUCUGGAAUGAAGCCCUGCAGGCCCUUAAGGAUGGACCGAAAUUCCUCAAGAAGGUGGAGGAAACCUUCCUGUGCAUCUGCUGUCAGGAGGUGGUCUUCCAGCCGAUCACGACUGAGUGCCAGCACAACGUCUGCAGGGACUGCUUGGACCGAUCCUUCCGGGCAGAGGUCUAUAGCUGCCCAGCGUGCCGUUACGAUCUCGGCAAAAACUACACCAUGGAAGUGAACAAGCCGCUGCAAGGCGUCCUCAACCAGCUCUUCCCUGGCUAUGGCAAUGGACGGUGAUUCUAAACAAAAGCACUUCUAAUUUCCUGUUUGUUUGUUCUUUUUAAUGAAACAUGUUUUUGUAUGUGUCCCUUCAAAAAGAAAAACUUUAUGGGGAUUCGGUGGGGGCCUUAUUUAAUUGCAUAGCCUUUCAGAAAGCUUAUGUCCUGUUGUUCCCCCUCGUCCCGGAAAACGAUGGAAGUUUUGUGAUGCUUAUGUAUUUUAUGCGGUAGCGCUUGGGUUUUUUAUUAUUAUUAUUAUUAAGUGACUUAAAUUUGAGAAGGGCAUGAGUUGUUAGGCCAAACCGCUUGUUUUAAAUGCCGCUACCAAAUUUCAGUUCUCAGUAGGGUAUUUUUGCGAAAAGAGUGAGAGAAAGAAGGGGGGAAGGGAACCUAAUUACAUGCCUUGCUUGCUAGAACAAUCUUUUGAGACCAACGGAUUCCAGCCACAUGUUCCAUGUGAUGAUAUGUUAUUGUUUUUUCUGGUGGCAGCUGAGCAUGAGGUUCUCAGCUUGGGAUCUCUGCCCUUCAGAUCAACUGAGAAGCCUCUGUUCCUUCCAGUGGUAUAUCACUGUUGACAAAAGCCUCUUACCCGUUAUUGUCUUCAGGGCCUCUCUCUGUACACAGCUACUACCUCAGUCCCUGCAAUAUACCAGCCACCUGCUUUCUCCUCAUCUUAGUGCCAUAAGGGAGAACCUAUAAAAGCCAUUCAGAAGUGCCUUCUCUGUUCCGUUUUUUCUUCUUCCUUCCUUCCUUCCUUAAACAAAACCAGCUGCAUGAAAGACUGUGUUUGGAACCAUUUGGGGGAGAAAAAGCACUGAUUUUUUUAAAACCACCAUUUAAGAUUUUGGUCGAGAACUUGUCCGUUGUUAACACUGCUGCUCUAGGUAGAUCCUGCUCCAGCUGCUUGUGUUUUCUGCUAAUUCUGAAUCUUCCUCCUUAGUAUCCUUAGAAAGGAAAAGUAGACUUGUAACUUUUCAAUGGGAAGACUGGUGGUAUGUUCCUGGUUUGCUCGGUUCUUGCCUCAUCAGCACCAAAAUGAUACAGUUCAGUACCUCAGGGUUAAAACAGGGUUGAUGCUAAAUCACUCCUCACCUCCUACAGACUGGAACAAAUGUGAUGAUGAUGAUGAUUUUUUUUAAGCCUCUUAUUAUAAAUGGAUAAUACUUUUUAGGGAAAACAGGUCUUUUUUGUCUUCAUGAAUUACGCCAGUUUUGUACAAAUGUUCAUUUAGUUAUCAAAAUAAAAUGCCUUUUUCAUAUCAAAGAGA